Carassius auratus (goldfish) is the source of this 1104-nucleotide messenger RNA. RefSeq names its product scavenger receptor cysteine-rich type 1 protein M130-like. Gene Ontology annotation, molecular function: serine-type endopeptidase activity. Gene Ontology annotation, cellular component: plasma membrane. Gene Ontology annotation, biological process: zymogen activation. The annotation marks the transcript as partial. The transcript has 6 exons. Lineage: Eukaryota; Metazoa; Chordata; Actinopteri; Cypriniformes; Cyprinidae. The record is from RefSeq and is a predicted model, not a curated record.
AUGGGUGGCCAUAACUGUGGACAUAGUGAAGAUGUUGGCAUUAUCUGCUCAGAAACAGUGAGAUUAGUAGGUGGUUACAGUCGCUGUGCUGGAAGAGUGGAGGUUCUUCAUGAUGGUCAGUGGGGAACAGUGCAUGAUGUUGGCUGGGAUUUGCCUGAUGCUGCAGUGGUGUGUAAAGAACUUGGCUGUGGAGAGGCUUUAACUGCACCAAAGGGUGCUCACUUUGGAGUCAGGCUGGUUGGAGGAUCUCACUGUUCUGGCAGAGUAGAAGUGCCUCAAAAUCAGAAGUGGAUGUCAGUGUGUGAUGCUGUCUUUGACCAACAGGAUGCAGAGGUUGUGUGUAGAGAGCUGGGCUGUGGGGCUCCUGUACAGGUGCUGGGAGCAGCUGCUUUUGGUAAAGGAGACACUCAGAUGUGGAAACAAGAGAUCCAGUGUAGUGGAGAUGAAUCCUAUAUAUCGUUGUGUCCGACAUCAUCAUCUCUCAAACAAAAUUGCACCCAUGAGAAUGCCAUUGGACUGUUAUGUUCUGGUUACACUGAUCUCAGGCUGGUAAAUGGUUCAGACUCUUGUUCUGGUCGAGUUGAACGUCAGUACUCCAGUAAAUGGGGCACAGUGUGUGAUGCAUGCUGGGAUAUGAGAGCUGCCAGUGUCCUCUGUAGACAGCUGAAUUGUGGGAAUGCGGUGUCUGCUGUGGGAUCAGACUGGUUUGGAGAGGGAAGUGGUGAAGGGUCCAUCAGGCUGGUGGGUUCUGGGGGAGACUGUGCAGGGAGGCUGGAGGUUUUUCACAGCGGCUCAUGGGGGACAGUGUGUGAUGACUCCUGGGAAAUUAAAGAUGCUCAUGUGGUGUGCAGACAGCUGCAGUGUGGAGUGGCCCUCAGUAACCAGCAGGUACCAGCCUGGUUUGGUCCUGGUUCUGGACCCAUAUGGCUGGAUGAGGUGGAGUGUGAGGGGAAUGAGACGUCCCUGUGGAGCUGCUCUUCUCCAGGCUGGGGAAAACAUGACUGUCAACACAAGGAGGAUGUAGGAGUCGUGUGCUCAGAGUUUAAAGAGAUCAGGUUAACUGAGGGCUGUGAAGGGAAUCUGGAGGUUUUCUACAAUGGAUCC